This is a messenger RNA of Medioppia subpectinata, 1136 nucleotides long. The record is from the annotation of a GenBank genome assembly. Lineage: Eukaryota; Metazoa; Arthropoda; Arachnida; Sarcoptiformes; Oppiidae.
AUGGAAAUAAACGCCAAAAAGACGGGAAAACUGUUGAUCGAAGGGAAGACGAAACAAGUGUUCGAAUUGGACGCGAAUCUCGUGCUCAUCCGCUCCAAAGACCGCAUCACAGCCGGCGAUGGCCUGAAGAGCCACGAGAUGAAGGGAAAGGCGGUGCUCUCCACCCAAACCAACGCCGCCCUCUUCGAGUUCCUCAACUCGGUGGGAAUCUCCACUCAUUACGUGUCGCGCGUCGCCAAUAGCAACGCCGACCACGAGUUCUCGUUCGUGGCGAAGAAGUGCGCCAUGAUUCCCAUCGAGUGGGUGUCGCGGCGCGUGGCCACCGGCUCCUUCCUCAAGCGCCACCCCAACGUCCAGGAAGGUCACCGCUUCUCGCCGCCCAAACUCGAGACGUUCUUCAAGGACGACGCCAAUCACGACCCCUUCUGGUCACGUGAGAGUCUGGUCGCCGCCAAACUCGAACUCAACGGUCUUCUCAUCGACGAGUCACGUGUGCAGCAGAUGUUCGACACGACGCGCGCCAUCUACAGAAACCUGGACGCGAAGGACAUCGACGAGAAGGCCAUCUCUCUGGUGAAGGAGAAGUUCGAAGUGGUCGCUCAGCGCACGCGCACACUCUUCUCUCAAGUCAUCCGCGACCCGAACCUCAGGUCGACGCCAGAGGUCGCGCUGAUGUUGGGCUCGCAAAGCGAUCGCAAACACGCCGACGCCAUCGUGACGUCACUGCACAAGUACGGCGUCCACGACGUCGCGGUCGUCGUCUCGUCGGCGCACAGGACGACGCAAAACACUUUGGACGCGUUGGCCAAACUCCAACAAUGGCCGUCUCUGCGCGCCAUCGUGGCGGUCGCCGGCCUCUCCAACGGCCUGGGUCCGGUGCUGGGCGGCAACGCGUGCGUCCCCGUCAUCAACUGUCCGCCCGUGUCGUCGGCGGACGCCCUCUCGCUCGACGUGUGGUCGUCCAUAAGGAUGCCGCCGGGCAUCGCGUGCUCGACGCUGAUUGGCGCGGAGAACGCGGCUCUGGCCGCCGCCCUCAUCGUGGGCACGCACUCGCCGUGGGUGUGGUCUCGCGUUCGCGCGCAACAAUUGAAUACUUUGACAAAGAUUUUGCUUUUGAAUUAAAUUUAUUCCUGAAA